This is a messenger RNA of Gamsiella multidivaricata, 631 nucleotides long. RefSeq lists its product as uncharacterized. The record is from RefSeq and is a predicted model, not a curated record. The coding region runs from base 177 to 512 and encodes 111 amino acids. Lineage: Eukaryota; Fungi; Mortierellomycota; Mortierellomycetes; Mortierellales; Mortierellaceae. The transcript has 2 exons.
AUGGCCACGCGCGACGCUGAGCUCUAAUGUCAUCCAGCUUUGCGCCACUCUUGAUCAGCAGUUGUCCGAUGGAGUAAAUUUUGACGUGGACGUUAACACCAAGGAACUCAAGUUCGUCAAGCUGCUGUACGAGAUGCUGUAAGUACAUCUUGUCACUCCUAGGUGCGGGAUAUAAUAUGACUAUGAUAGCGGUAUCGUUUACGUUUCCUUUCUUGUCUUUCAUGUAUAUUAGGGCUCUGAAGCUUUCCCUGGAGUACCAUUGCUUCGAGAAAGAUUUAGAGGAUACCUUUUGUCACGCCGCCUUGGACACUCUUUUCUCACUCUACUUCCCGAAGAAGGGCAAGUACGUACUUGAUUGGGCCAACAAAGAGACAGAAGGCCCCAAGGAACGUCGAAAGAAUGGGUACAAGCCAGACGCGAUCAUCAGCCGAGGUUGCAGGGAGAUUGCUUUUGUUGAGGUCAAGCCUCUCAAGGAAGGGCACCACGCGCGCAUGUUCCUAGAGGACCAUUGAAAACUUGCAAACUUCUGCAAGGACUCGAUCAACUCACACUUUGGCCAAGGAUUUGAUAUUCGCAAGGUGGCCGCUGUCCAAGUUUUUGGACACAAAGUGACGCUUCACACGAUGAUUUA